AUGGCUUGGUUGUUUAGAGGACCUAGUAGAUACGCUAAUCCUUACCAAAAAUACGAUAAUGGUCAAUGCAUGAAUAGUUAUAGCACAUUAAAAGAUGACAUUUAUCAAAGAAUUGAUGGAUAUAUAAACAGUGAUUUUAGUGAAGAUGAAAAAGUAAAAAAAUUUAGAAGUAUAUGUAACAAUAAAUGUAAGUGUCAUAUUAAUGUAGAAUCUAAUGUUAAUACAAAUCCGCCAUUAAAAAGAACAGGUAGAGUUGAACCCUGUAAAGGAGGUACAAAUUGUAAGACAGAAAAAGUAAAAACAAAAGAAACAGCAGGAAAAGCCAAAUUACGAUCAAAAUUGGACGGCCAAUCCUCAAAAGCAGUUAGUUUACAAAGGCCAAUAGCACAAAAUACAAGUUCAGAACAUGCUCGUAGAGAAGAAUCCAAUAAACAGAGCGAAGUUCUACCUGAUCAAUCAGGUGUGAAGACUCUCCCAAAUUCUAUUAAAAGCAAAGAUGAUGAACCAGAAUCUGUAACUAAUAAAGAGUCUAGUACAUUUGUAAAAGGAAGUACCUAUACACAAGCUUUGCCUGACAUAGGGGGUAUACUACCUAGAGAACUAAAUCCCCAAGAAGAAGAUUCUCCAUCACAAAGCAGUGCUGUUAGGGAAUCUGAUGCAGAGGGUACAUUACAAGUCAAUAAUCCAAGUAAUGGUCUUCCUCAAAAUAAUUUAUCUGAGGAUCAAACUAUAGAUGCUAAUCACCGUAAUAUACAAACACAUCAAGUUGGAGAUGUUGAUAAACAGGAUCAUAAGCUUCAAAUCGAUUCUACAGAACAUUCUGAUAGAGUAUCUCCGCUUGGAAGAGAUUCUGUUUCUGUAAAACUUGACGACAAAGAUAAUAUUAGACCAGGCACUAAUGACGUAGCACAUGUCCCCAAAGCUGGUGGUCUUUUAGAUACCGAGAAAGAAAACUUUGUUAGUGCAUCAUCCGAAGGUGUAUCUUCUGGUGAUACAAGUCUUAAUGGUAAAACUUAUGAUGAAGGUGUUGGUGGUGCAGCGAAUGGUAGAGAAAUUAAAAAUGGUCAAGAACUUGGUAGUGAACAUUUAUGUAUUGGAACACCUUGUAAUGCAGAAAAUGGUAGUGGAUUAGUUACUGAUAAUGAUAAUCAAUUAGACAUUUUUAGUAAAUUUUUCGAAGCAAUAUCAAAUAAAGAUCACAUCAUACAGGCUUCAGCACCCAUGGGAAUUGUUCUGCUCUUGGCCCUCCUUUUUAAAUACACUCCUUUGUGGAGGGUUCUUACUAAAAAGAAUAGGAAGAAAGGAGUAGGUAUCAAUGAAGAAUUGAAUAGUGUAAUACAAGAACCUUCAAUUAUGGAUGACGAAAGAAGUAUCCCAUUUUCGUAUGGCGCUUUUGAAUAUUCAUCAUUUGAUCAAAAUGUAUAUUAA
This is a messenger RNA of Plasmodium vivax (malaria parasite P. vivax), 1428 nucleotides long. Its product is annotated as variable surface protein Vir18, putative. The coding region runs from base 1 to 1428 and encodes 475 amino acids. The record is from RefSeq and is a predicted model, not a curated record. Lineage: Eukaryota; Apicomplexa; Aconoidasida; Haemosporida; Plasmodiidae. The transcript has 3 exons.